GUAAUUCAAUACAGAGCCAAAAUAUAAUGUGAGACAACUGACCGCUGCGCCUGUUGAACAGUUGGGCUGUAGUAUGCAUGUGGACACUGGACACUUUGACAUCAGACACUGACCGCAAGGAAUACCUAAAUUUUUCUACGUCUUUCUGGGAAUAAAAUAUUAGUUUAAUAUCAAAUGUGUGAAAUAAUAUUUAGUCGGAUUUUUCUUGGGGUUCCCGUACUUCUCCUCUGGAUGGCAGGUGGGCUGGCACAUGCCGCCUGUCCUCUUGAGCUCAACCCUCCCAGAUUGGUGGUGAGAUAUGGAGACUCAGUCUCAGUCAACUGCAGCACAUCAUCCACAGACCACGAGGGGAUGGGCUGGGAGGCCACAUUCGGAGGUACAGGUUUAGAACCGGAUGUCAUUGUUGUCACCUGGACUGUGAAGAAUUUGACAGACUGGACAAUAGAACCCAAAUGCUACCUCAAUCUCAAUGAUGGCGAACAACCCUUAAAAGUACUUCCAGUCAUUCUCUACAAGACUCCAGACAGAGUCUCCAUCUCUGUUCUGAGCCACUCUGGUCCCAUGGUGGAGGGGACACAGUACCAGCUGCAGUGUGACAUUCAGAACAUCGCUCCUCUACAGAACCUGGUUGUGAAGUGGUACAAAGGGAAUGAACCCUUAGAUAAUGUAACUUACAGUAACGUCAGUAAGAGACCAGAGGAUGUGUCAGCUACUCUGAUGAUCAGCCCAAGUAAAGAUGAUAAUGGAACUCAGUAUAGAUGUAGAGCAGAACUGGACCUGGGACCAGAGGGACCACAACCCCAUCCUACAGUGACAUCAGAACCUCUCAGCAUUACUGUGCACUACAAGCCAUGCAUCAAUGCAUCCCGACUGCCAGUGAGGAUACCUGUGUUCAGGGGCUAUCCUGAGGAGUUAGUGUGUGAGGCUGAGGGUUACCCACAGCCCAGGAUAAAGUGGGUCUAUGACCCAGCGAAGCAUGUCAGUGAGGCGGGAGGCAACCUGACUGUCUUUGAGGCAGGGCUCUACAACUGCACCGCCACCAACGAUGUGGCGAUGAGCUUCAUUGUGGUAGAGGUGGUUUUAAAUGAGGACUACCUGCCCCUCAUAGCGGGCUUCGUGGCCUUCAUGGUCGUGGUCAUCUCGGUCAUCUUUGUCGUCAUCUACUCCAUCUACUACAAGAACAACAAGAUGGGCCGCUACAGCCUGAAGAAGGCCAAGCUCAGCAGCACGCCCAACGGCAACGUGGCGCAGAACGGCGGCCGGGACACUCCGCUCCCGAUGACUAAACUGUCUCAGCCAAACAUCUACUUCUAGGAGAACGAGUUUUAUUGGGAUGGGCCACUGAAUGAAGAGCUCUCUUUCCCUGCUGAGAGACUAAGUGACAAAGUGAGAGACCAAGUGGUUGAGGUGGUUGAGGGGCUGGUCACAACUCAUUCAGCUGUCAGAUGCAGAUCUGGAUUGUGAUAGUUGGGAGUGUCUCCUGACUCUCCUCCAACCUCCCUGUGCUUCAUAUGCACUCCCUUUCCUUUUUAGCACUAAGAUUUGAAGUACAGAUCAGUCCCUCUAUUUCCCCUUCUACUGAAGAACCUGAUGAGAUAGAAUAACCUCUGUUUUUAGUGUGAGUUAUAUGAUCUAUUCUACACAUUCAAAGUGUCGCUGAUCUUUUCUCGGAAGGACACGAAGAGGCAGCAAAUGGACAAGGUGAAAACUUUUUGGGAAUUGGCUGAAUUGAAAUAUAUGUUUUAUAUGACUGGUUUUGAAAAAACUGGUUUGUGUUGCAUAAGCACCAACGAGGGAAUUGUUAUGUCAUUUUGAAUGUAUUUUUUUUUGUUUGGUCUGAUGACAAUGUAAUUUCUGUCACAUUAAGCAAUUGCUUGAAGAGCAGCACAUGGUUGAAAGUUUGAGAAUGUCUCCUUUGCCUGGAUGUGAUGUCUUGCUUGUGACAAGAAGCUUGGAGUGUAAACCUGCAGUACAAUGGAGGCUGCUGAGGGGAGGACGGCUCAUAAUAAUGGCUGGAACGGAGUGGAUGGAAUGGCAUCAAACACGUGGAAACCAUGUUUGAUGUAUUUGAUACCAUUCCACUAAUUCCACUCCAGCCAUUACCACGAGCCCGUCCUCCCCAAUUAAGGUGCUACCAACCUCCUGUGCAACAGUAGAUGCAUACAACCUCUUUAGGUUGUGAGCACAAUGAUCACUGAAACCAAUUAAUGUAGCCUACAUGUGAAAAGUAUUAUUUCCCCGGAGUACGGAUUAUAUCGUGACAUGAAGGGGGUCUCCAUUUUUUUACACGACUUCCUACAUUUUUGGGGGGGGAACUAAUAGUAAAGAUGUAUUGCAAUGGUAAACAUUAUUACCUUUUAAUGUGUCAUGAACACAAACAGUCAUGAUGCGUUCAUCUGAUUCUCAAAGAAAUCACUUCAAAAAUGAAGCUACCUGUGCACUUUUGUCCACAAAAUAAUUCCAGCUUCCAACAGUGCACCCGCCAUUUCAUGAAGGGAAAGAGACAUCUGUUACAAAACACCAAAAAGUGUGAUGACAUUCGGUGAUUGUCAGGAAGCCUACAUUCUUGUAGCCUGAAUUCAUUGAUGCGUCUUGCUGACAAAUUGACAGAAAAAAAUAUAUAAAAAUCUGGACACCAGAAAAGGGGCUGAAAUACAGGAAGCAACUACAGCUGUCUGUCCCAAGCUCAUGCGAGGGCCCAGUUGAAACAUUGUUGCAAAGCUCAAAACAGACAUCAGAGAGGCAGACAGGCGGAGAAUGAAUGCGAUUGAAAGAAGAGUGGGGAAAUCAUUUAGGGGAGCUCAUGUCUCAUUUGGGGGUCAGAGCAACUCUGUUACUACUCUACACUGUUCCACUGCAUCUGGAGUGUUCAGUGUUUUAACUGCAUCACAGUCAUGCCUGACUGCAUGUGAGUUCUGAAUGUGUGGAGUUACAGGCUGGUGGAUCACCGUCCAAACUGCAGCAACUACGCGAUGCCAUCGCGCCAGCAUGGACCAACAUCCCUGUGGAACGUUUUUGACUUGUAGAAUCCAUGUCCCGAAUAAUUCAGGCUGUUCUGGAGGCAAAGGGGGGUCUGACCCGGAACUAGAUUGGUGUACCUAAUAAACUGGCCAGGGUGUGUAUAUAACUACAAUGUAAAUGCAUACGUUUUAGGCUACUUCAUGUAAACUCAAAGCCUUUUGUGUAUGUAAUAUAAAAUAUAGAACUGUAUAUUUAUUAAAGUCUGUAAAAAUGAGUGCCUCAACAUUUAAGGGCCCAUAGAGUACCUGGCGAAUAGAUUGAAAGGGGGAGGGGGGAGCUUAUAGGGAAGGAGAGAACAAAUCAUAUUGUACAAAGGGAUGGUCAGUAUCGAAUUUCUAUCAAUAUUGGUCCUCUGGUUGUUAGGAGAGAAAGUAUCUCCCCUGACCCCUUUCGCCACUGUAUGUAGUCUACACAAACUUCUGUUGAGAUCUUUUGUUUCACAGUCCUCUCAUGUCAAUACUACUGUAUUAAGAAACCUUUUGUAUAAUAUUGCUUUGAGUUAUCAUUAAAAUAUUGAGUUUUUUAUUAUGAUAA
Molecule: messenger RNA, 3555 nt
Organism: Oncorhynchus masou masou (cherry salmon)
Lineage: Eukaryota; Metazoa; Chordata; Actinopteri; Salmoniformes; Salmonidae
Product: intercellular adhesion molecule 1-like
Exons: 5
Coding region: 175-1314 (379 amino acids)
Biological process (GO): cell-cell adhesion
Cellular component (GO): membrane
Molecular function (GO): integrin binding
Source: RefSeq, a predicted model, not a curated record